AAGCGCGCUGCGUGCCCUGCGUGGGCGCCGCGGCCGAGGCGGGAAGUGCGAGCGGCGGCGCCAUGGCGAAGGCGUGGCAGCGCCCGUUCGUGAACGUCUUCCGACACUGCAGGGUGGGGGAGUGGAGGCGGUGCAGCAGGGAAGGCGAUGUGGCCGCCGUGACCGACAAGAGCCUGCACUGCGCCGUGUACCGCAUCCGGGGCGCCCCGUCCUCCGGCGGCUACAUCCAGCUCCCCGGGACCAGCACGCAGUCUCUGGGGCUCACGGGCCGCUACCUGUACGUGCUCUUCAGGCCCCUGCCCGGCAAGCACUUCGUCAUCCAGCUGGAUGUGGCCACCGAGGACGGCCAGGUCGUUCGCAUGUCCUUCUCCAACCUGUUCAAGGAGUUCAAGUCUACCGCCACGUGGCUUCAAUUCCCCCUCAUCUGUGGGGCUGGGGCAGCCAUGAAAGGGGGGACCAGGGUCGGUGCCUCUGAUGCCCGCUGGACGUGUCUGCAGCUCGACCUGCGCGAUAUUCUGCUGGUCUACGUAAACCGGCGCUACGGCCACCUCAAAAGCGUCAAGCUGUGCGCCAGCCUGCUCGUGAAGAGCCUCUACACCAGCGACCUGUGCUUUGACCCCACUCUCACGGUCGCUGAGGCCCAGCGGGCGAGGCUCCGUGUCACACCUGUGCCUCGGGAGAUGGCCUUCCCGGUGCCCAAGGGCGAGAGCUGGUACGACCACUAUGUCCACAUCCGGUUUCCAAGUGACAGCUCAGAAGCAUCUCCCGGGCCGGUUCAGGAGAGCUGCUUUCCUCCUGAGGCAGGCCGGUGGGUACUGUGCCCAGUGGUUUCUGUGGCCGUUCGCUCCCUUCCAGAUUUUCUGGGGCGUGUGCCGCAGCUUCUCCCUCACCUUGGGGCUUCCAGCAGUGCCGCCCAGGACAGGGCGCCCUCCGCGGGCUCCAUAGCCGUGAGUGCUCCUGUGCCCUUGCACACGGCCCCAAAGGGUGGUGGCCUCAGGGUGCUGACGGCCCCUGUGCUCCUGCAGCCUUGCCAGGCCCCCUCGGUGCCCAGGCCUCUUCCGGAGGUCAGCUUGUUCUGUGAGCGCUCAGAGGUUCCCACGGGGAGCAAGCCCUCGGCCUCCGCACACGCCAGGCACAAGUACGCAGCUGGCAAUGGUGUUGACGUGUCCACCCCUAAGUCGACCGUGGUGCCCGCGGUCCGGGGGGAUGUGGCCGUGCACAAGCCUUUCGGUGGAAAGCAGAGCAAGCAGGUGGCGGCCCUGGCCGAGCAUCCCUUCCGACAAAGAAGCUUCCUCCCAGAUCCAAUCCUGAGGCUCAAGGGCGUCGUUGGCUUCGGGGGCCACAGCACCAAAUGGGCCCUGUGGACCAAGGACGGGUCUGCUGUGGUAUAUCCCUGCCACGCGGUCGUCGUCAUUCUGCGCACCGACACCCAGGAGCAGCGCUGCCUGCUCGGCCACACUGACAAGGUUUCUGCCCUGGCAUUGGAUGGGGACGACGUGCUGCUGGCCUCAGCCCAGGCCCGGCCCUCAAGCAUGCUUCGCCUCUGGGAUUUCGGGACCGGGGCUUGCCUGUCCCUGUUCCGGAGCCCAGCCCACAUGCUCUGCUCCCUCAGCUUCUCCCGCGGCGGGGCGCUGCUCUGUGGGGUCGGCAAGGACCGGCAGGGGAGGACGGUGGUGGUGGCCUGGGGCACGGCCCAGGUGGGGCGAGGAGGUGAGCCAGUUCUUCUCGCGAAGACGCACACCGGGUUUGACAUCCAGGCGUUCGAGGUGGCCUUUUUUGACGAAACCAGGAUGGCGUCGUGCGGGCAGGGCAGCGUGCGGCUGUGGCGGCUGCGAGGGGGGCAGCUGCGGUCCUGCCCAGUGGACUUGGGGGAGCACCGUGUUCUGGAGUUGACCGACCUGGCCUUCGGGCCGGCCCAGGAUGGCCAUAUGCUCUACGUGUGCAGCCGCAGUGGCCACAUCUUGGAGAUCGACCACCAGCACAUGGCCGUGCGGCACGCUCGCCGUCUCCUGCCUGUGUGGAUGCCUGGCAGCCCUGUGUCACAGAAACAGACCUUCGGCUCGGGCCCUGGCAUUUCCAUCAGCAGCCUCAGUACGUCCCAGACCACGUGUGCCGUGGGCUCCGAGGACGGCUAUCUGCGCCUCUGGCCGCUGGACUUCUCCUCUGUCCUCCUGGAGGCAGAGCAUGAGGGGCCAGUCACCUGGGUGCGCGUCAGCCCAGAUGGUCUGCGUGUGCUGUCCGCCACAUCCGUGGGCCACCUAGGCUUCUUGGAUGUGCCGUCCCGGGAGUACCGCGUGCUGGUUCGCUCGCACACUGCUCCAGUGCUGGCCCUGGCCACCGAGUGCAGCCGUGGGCAGCUGGCCACUGUGUCCCAGGACCACACUGUGCGUGUCUGGGACCUGGCGACCCUGCAGCAGCUUCAUGACUUGAGGUCCCCCGAGGAAGCCCCGUGCACCGUCGCCUUCCACCCCACGCGGCCAGUCUUAUUCUGCGGCUUCAGCAGCGGGGCCGUCCGGUCCUUCAGCCUGGAGUCUGCCGAGGUUCUGGCGGCACACAGGUGUCACCAAGGCCCCGUCACCGGCCUGGCCACCAGCCCCGAUGGCAGCCUCCUCUUCAGCUCUUGCUCUUCGGGCACCCUGGCCCAGUACCACUGCGCCGCCACCCAGUGUUGCGUCCUGCGUGUGGCAGCUAACGUGGUGUGCCAGGACGCCCACCCCACCCCCAAUGCCCUGGUGCUUAGCGGGGACAGCCGUCUGCUGGCCUUCGUGGGCCCUUCCAAGUACGUGGUGACCGUCAUGAACACGGCCUCGUUAGAGGAGCUGUUGCGAGUGGAUGUCAGUGCCCUGGACCUGGCCAGCGCUCGUCUGGCCUCGGCGGUGGCCCUCUGCUUUGGCCCUGGACCCCCUGGCCACCUGCUGGUGUCCACCUCGUCGAGCACGGUCGUUGUGCUGGACAGCACGUCGGGCCGCGUGGUUCGGGAGCUGCCAGAUGUCCACUCUGGGGCCUGCCCCUCCCUGGCUCUCAGCAGGGAUGCCCGCUUCCUGCUGAUGGCCACGGACCGCGCCAUCAAGGUGUGCGACUACCCGACGCAGGCCUGCCCCGGCUGCCAGGUGUAUAUCGGUCAUUCAGAGCCUGUACGAGCUGUGGCCUUCGCCCCUGACCAGCAGCGGCUCCUCAGUGUGGGGGAUGCCAUCUUUCUGUGGGACAUUCUGGGCCCCCUGGAGAGGUCGCCUCUAGGAAGUGCUGGAGACUCACCUGGGGCACCCCCGACCUGCGAGGCUAGCCCGGAUGCAAGGCAGCUGGAGGACGUGGUGUCCGGGGCCCAUGGGCUCCCCCGGCAGCAGGUGCCCGAGCCAUCGCAGGCGUCCCCACUGCAGCUGGGCAUCUGUGCGGGACCCCUUAGGGAUGAUGAUGGUGCUUUCUCCUGGUCAGAUGAAGAAGGACCCUUGGAGGAGAGCCACAUCCCUGAGGGGCUCCAUCAGGACUCAAGCCUGCCCGUGCUGGUGAAGGAGGCCAGCGGGGCUGGAGACAGGGUCUGGGGGUCUCCAGGGGGCCCCCGGGGCCUCAGCAUGUGUCCCCACCCCCAUGGCUGGCCCAGUGCUCGGGGCACCAGAAAAGCCCAGGUGCAUCCCUCUGCUCGCCCAGACUGCUACAAGCACUUCAUGGCACGCUACAAGACCUCCUCGCUGCCCAAGAGUGCCUCCAUCUCCCGUGGCAGCGCUGAGCGUCUGAUCCUGAAGGCGGUCAUGGGCUACAACGGGAAUGGGCGGGACAACGUGGUAUGGAAGCCAGACACAGGCUUCUUUGCCUACACGAGCGGCUGCCUGGUGGUGGUGGAGGACCUGCACUCUGGCGCGCAGCAGCACUGGCUCGGCCACCCCGAGGAGAUCUCCACGCUGGCCCUCAGCCACGAUGCCCAGGUCCUGGCCUCUGCCUCAGGCUGCAGCAGCACUGCCUCCUGCUGCCAGAUCCGCAUCUGGAACGUGCCGGGGGGCUCCUGCCGACAACUCAUUUCUUACCACAGCACUGCUGUGCAAGCCCUGGCUUUUUCGCCAGACGACGAGCUGCUUGUCACACUGGGGGACUACGGUGACCGCACUCUGGCCCUGUGGAGCGUGGCCACCUGUGAGCUGCUGUCGGUCACCUGCCUCCCAGAGCCAGUGCAUGGGGUGGCGUUUAACCCACGGGACGCUGGCGAGCUGGCCUGCGUGGGCCAACAUGCUGUCACCUUGUGGCUCCUGCGUGGCCCCAACGGCAGCCUCCAGGGCCGCCGAGAGCCCCUCCCUGAGGAGCUGGGGACGGGCGAGCUGACAUCGCUCUGCUACGGGGCUGCCCCUCUGCUCUACUGCGGCUCCAAUGCCGGUCAGGUCUGCGUGUGGGACACCAGCGCCAGCUGCUGCUUCCUGGCCUGGGAGGCAGACGAUGGCGAGAUCGGAGUGCUGCUGUGCUCGGGCACGCGGCUGGUCAGCGGCAGCAACACGAGGCGGCUGCGCCUGUGGGCCGUGGGCACCGUGUCCGAGUUGAGGUGCAAGGGCUCCCGGGCCAGGUCUAGCUCUGUGUUCAUGGAGCGCGAGCUGACCUUGGAUGGGGCCAUCGUGAGCGCGGUCUUCCAUGACACCAUGGACAUGGGCGUGGUGGGCACCACGGCGGGCACGCUCUGGUACGUCAGCUGGGCGGAGGGCAGCAGCACGCGCCUCAUCAGUGGCCACAGGAGCAAGGUGAACGAGGUGGUCUUCAGCCCCAGCACGUCCCACUGGGCCACGUGCAGUGAUGACGGGAGUGUGCGCGUGUGGUCCCUGGCCGGCAUGGAGCUUCUGAUCCAGUUUCAGGUGCUGAACCAGAGCUGUCUCUGUCUGGCUUGGAGCCCCGCCUCCUGUGCACACCCGGAGCAGCAGCAGGUGGCAGCGGGCUACAGUGACGGCACGCUGCGAGUCUUCAGCAUCUCCCGAAUUGCAAUGGAACUCAAGAUGCACCCCCACUGGGCUGCACUGACGGCCAUCGCCUACUCUGCUGAUGGUCAGACCAUCCUCUCCGGAGACAAGGAUGGGUUUGUGGCUGUGAGCCGCCCCCGCACGGGGAUGACGUUCCGUGUACUGAGUGACCACCGUGGUGCUCUGAUCUCCACUGUCCAGAGCAGGAGCAAAGAGCAUGGAGACUUUGGGGCGCAGUGGGCUGACCUGUGGCUGGCGGCUAGUUCAGACCAGCGCAUCAGUGUCUGGGCCGCCGACUGGCCGCAGGGCCACUGUGAGCUCGUGGACUGGCUGAGUUCCCCGUCACCCACCCUCAUGGAGGGUCCCAGCCACCCACCGUCCCCUCUUGUUGCCUUCUGCCCCUGGGAUGGGGCCCUGCUGGCGUGUGCGGGCCUCAGCGUGCGUCCAGAGGUGGUCUUCUAUAGCCUGCGCCAGAAGCAGGUGGUGGAGAGGAUCCUGCUGCCUUUCUUUGCCGUGUCCCUGAGCCUGUCCCCCGGGGCCCGCCUUGUGGCUGUUGGCUUUGCUGGCGGGGUUGCUGGUGUGGGGGGCCCCAGGCCCUCUGCCUGCCUGGGCCCAGCCCCGUGCCAUCUGCCCACAGAGCGUGUGCUGAGGCUGGUGGACUGUGAGUCGGGGACCAUGCAGGACUUUGCUGGCCAUGACGACUUGGUGCAGCUCUGCAGGUUUGCCCCGUCCGCCCGGCUGCUCUUCUCUGCCGCCCACAGUGAGAUCCUGGUGUGGGAAGUCACAGGGCCCUGGGCUGCAGGUGGGGCCUCAGGCUCAGGGCCCCCGCUUGGCUGAGGAGCUGGCACAGCCGAGGGCCUCCUGCGGAGCCAGGAAGGCUUGGGUCUCUGCACGGUGCAGGGGCCUGUGCGGGGCAAGACCCUGAACUUAGGGGGGUGCUGUUUGCUCUUUACCUGAGGGCUCUUCUGUGUCGGCCUCGUGAAGUUCAAAUAAACGUGACCCUUGCAUCCUG
Molecule: messenger RNA, 5943 nt
Organism: Nyctereutes procyonoides (raccoon dog)
Lineage: Eukaryota; Metazoa; Chordata; Mammalia; Carnivora; Canidae
Gene: WDR90
Product: WD repeat domain 90
Exons: 42
Coding region: 63-5768 (1901 amino acids)
Cellular component (GO): centriole
Molecular function (GO): protein binding
Source: RefSeq, a predicted model, not a curated record